UGUGCGCUCCUGGCCUGGCAGGGGAAGGAGAGGCGGCGGGCUGAGGCUCCGAGAGGACAGAAAAAUAACCGGAAUAUUUACACUGUUCCGUCGCUGUUCUGCACAGAGGAGACAGAACCCGUUUCUGUGGGUGUGGAAGCUUCUGGAACCUCUUCUAGGGGAUCUUGCGUCCCGAGUCCCAUUUGAAUGCUGAAGACGCAAUCGUCCCGAAUAUCACCAUGAACAGGAAUAAGCGUGAGAAAGAGUAUUACAGUAUAGACGUAGGAGAUUCAACGUUCACUGUUCUGAAGCGCUAUCAGAAUUUAAGACCUAUUGGCUCUGGAGCACAAGGCAUUGUGUGCUCGGCGUAUGACCACAUCUUGGAGAGGAAUGUUGCGAUUAAGAAACUCAGCCGACCCUUUCAGAACCAGACGCACGCUAAGAGGGCCUACAGAGAGCUGGUGCUCAUGAAGUGCGUCAACCACAAGAAUAUCAUCGGCUUAUUAAACGUGUUCACGCCGCAGAAGACGCUGGAGGAGUUUCAGGACGUUUACCUGGUGAUGGAGCUGAUGGAUGCUAACCUGUGCCAGGUGAUUCAGAUGGAGCUGGACCAUGAGAGAUUGUCCUAUCUGCUCUACCAAAUGCUCUGUGGCAUCAAACACCUACAUGCUGCUGGUAUCAUACACAGGGACCUGAAGCCCAGCAACAUUGUGGUGAAAUCAGACUGCACGCUGAAGAUCCUGGACUUCGGCUUGGCCCGAACGGCCGCCACGGGCCUCCUCAUGACCCCCUACGUGGUGACGCGCUACUACCGUGCCCCCGAGGUCAUCCUGGGCAUGGGUUACCAGGCCAACGUUGAUGUCUGGUCUAUUGGCUGCAUCAUGGCCGAAAUGGUCAGAGGCAGCGUGCUGUUUCCAGGCACAGACCAUAUCGACCAGUGGAAUAAGGUCAUCGAGCAGCUGGGCACACCGUCUCAGGAGUUCAUGAUGAAACUCAACCAGUCUGUGAGGACCUACGUGGAGAACAGACCUCGCUAUGCAGGCUACAGCUUCGAGAAGCUUUUCCCUGACGUGCUCUUCCCGGCCGACUCUGACCACAACAAACUGAAGGCCAGCCAGGCUCGAGACCUCCUGUCCAAAAUGCUGGUAAUAGAUGCGUCCAAGCGGAUCUCGGUGGACGAGGCCCUUCAGCACCCCUACAUCAACGUGUGGUAUGACCCCACCGAGGUGGAAGCGCCACCGCCGCUGAUCACAGACAAGCAGCUGGAUGAGCGAGAGCACACCGUGGAGGAGUGGAAAGAGCUGAUCUACAAGGAGGUGCUGGACUGGGAGGAGCGCUCCAAAAACGGCGUGAUCCGCGGACAGCCGGCCUCGCUAGGUGCAGCAGUGACUGGCGACCCCCAGCACCCCUCAACGUCCUCCUCAUCCGCCAACGAUGCGUCGUCCAUGUCCACCGACCCCACCCUGGCCUCGGACACGGACAACAGUCUGGAAACCUCUGCCGCCGGGCCGCUGGGCUGCUGCAGAUGACCAUCACUCUGUCCCCGUCCCUGUCACCAUCCCAGCUACCACCCGUCUCCACUGGCGUAGAGUUUAGGCCGGCACGGAACGGCGUCGUCGCCGUCGCCCCACCUCCGUUUCGGACUGACAGUUUCUUUUAGGUCAGUGGAAAAAAGACAGAAUAGAAGGUAAGAGUUUUUGAGGGCACCUUUGAAGCUUUUACACCAAACCAGCGUUCACGUAAUUUAACUUAGAGUCGAGACUGAAGCUGCCGUCGUCUUCGCCACGCGGAUGUGGAACGGUCACGGUUUGAGGUCAUUUGUAAAGAUUGUAUGGUAAAUAUAUUUUUAAAGAUGUUGUUUUUAUUUUUGAUUUUGCGGUCGGUCAUAUUCAUCUUGGAACGAUCCCACAGCGUUGGGAGCUCUUCCGUUCUGUUGCUGUUUCCUAGUUGAUGGUGUACAGAUUGUGUGGACUGAAGUUCCAGCCUAAUCAGAUGUCUAAUAAUAAGCAAAUUGCUUCGUCUCUCGCGCUACUUGGUGUUUGUGGGAGAUCAGGUCAUAAAGCAUUUACACGUUUCUUUUAUCUUUAGUGGAAAUCUUCAAAUGCUUGUAGAAUCCUUAAGCUACUGAUUUUUUUUCCCUCUCUUUGACUCUUGUGAAAGAUACAAUACUUCAUACUGUACUCAGAAUAAUACAGCGACAUUAGAGAAACAAUUUGAUCGACUACAAUUUUUAAAGCUAAAAUCUAAAGAGGAGUAACUUCAAGGUUGUAGUUCUGCUUUUAUUUAGUUCUGUGUGCAGCCCAGCACUGCUGUUGGAUGGUUUGCUAUGGAUGCGGGAAAGUGUGUGAAUUUAGAAAGAGCAAAAUGCCGUACAGAGGACAAUAAACAUGAACUGGAGCGAUGAUUUGGCAGUAGGGCUGUCAUGGUCAAUUAUAUUAGUAAUUGUUUAAUCUAAUGAUUGCUAUAAUCUUGAUGCCAAACAACAAAAAAGGUGCUGUAUGAUAAAGGAUAAAUAAGGAGUCCUUUAAAUAAACAUCAUUAAAAUAAAUGUGGCAAAUAGCGCAUCUAUAUGGGUUUGACUGUUAGGCUCGUUUUUUUAAAGGCUUCAUUAACAAACAGCAAGUAAACAAAUGUUACUCACUGUCGCCCUCUAAGGGUGUCAUUAACAAACAUCAAAUAAGCAAACGUUACUCACCGUCGCCCUCUAAAGGCGAUAUUAACAAACAUCAAAUAAGCAAACGUCACUUGCCUCCGCCCUCUAAAUUUGUCAUUAACGAACAUUAAAUAAACAAACAUCACUAGUCGCUGCCCUCUAAAUUUAUCAUCAACAUCAAACAAACAAACAUCACUUGCUGCCACCCUCUAAAGGCAUCAUUAACAAACAUCAAAUAAACAAACAUCAAGUAAACACACAUCACUUGUCGCCAGCCUCUGAGGGCAAUUUUAACAAACAUCAAAUAAACAUCAAAUAAACACACAUCACUUGCUGCCACCCUCUAAAGGCAAUUUUAACAAAUGUCGCUCACCGCCGCCCUCUAAAGGCGCCAUAGCACCAGUCAGAAUUGGCGUGUCUCAGUAAAUGCAGUUUUUGCUUUCUUUUAUUUAUAUGAAUUGGCUUCAAACCAACAGAUGAAAAUGCGCCAACGGUCCUGUUUUCUUUGUUGGCACUUAAAUGAUUGUGAAAGCUAACAACUGUGAUCAGCAUUCAUAGUUGAGACAUGCCUAUAAGCGACUUGAGAAUUCAGAACAUGCAUUAUGAUCCUUCUAAUUCCCACCUAAUCACUGUAAAUCUGAUUAUUUUUAAAGUCAGUUGACCAUGACGGCCCUAUUUGGCAGAAUAUGGUUACAUGGAUGGACACGUAUGGUAUUCUACAAGCUGACCCUGAAAGGACUGCCCUGAAUAUUUUUCUAUUGAAACUCUGUGUUUACCAUGACUUCAUACAGUUUAGCACAACACACACUGUACUUCCAGUAACCAGCUUUCAAUAAUUGUAAUAUAGAGUAACUCCAGUAUAAUGCAGUCUGUCUGUGGACUUGUAUGCAUGCUCUUUGACUGUCCACCCCUAUGCUUGAUACUUUGAAUGCAACUACACUAUCACAACCAAAUGAAACAGGUCAGUGUUAAAACCAUAUGCAAUAGUGGUAUCUUUUCUUUUAAAGGGAUAUUUUUUAUGUUGCUUAUUAAAGGAUAAAGUGCCUGGGUCGAAUAUUCAUUCGCAAAUAACUCAUGAGAGGAGAAAAUGAGGUGAAGCCAGUUCAUUUCUCGAGGCUGUAUCACCAAUCGAAUUCGAAGGCUGUUGGGAUGCUAGCAUACUUCAACAUGACGUCUAUGGUUCUUUGAUUUUUACGCUUUUUCGGGCAGUUUUUAGCAAGGUCUUUCAUCAAAGUAAUUCAGAGGUUUGAGAGCAGUGGUCGUACAGGGUGUUCAGCUUUACUUAAAGUCAAAUUCCAUUUGUUUCUGGAUAAAUUCAGUGAUUGUGAUGUAAACAGAGAGAUUCAGAGUGGUUUGGUGUGAAAUGGUUCAGAUGUCUUUACAGUGGUGGUGAUAGGAACCAGGGGUCACCAUGACUACAACACAGAUAUAGACAUUUUGUUUACUAUCCAG
Molecule: messenger RNA, 4084 nt
Organism: Colossoma macropomum (tambaqui)
Lineage: Eukaryota; Metazoa; Chordata; Actinopteri; Characiformes; Serrasalmidae
Gene: mapk8b
Product: mitogen-activated protein kinase 8b
Exons: 12
Coding region: 219-1508 (429 amino acids)
Biological process (GO): JNK cascade; protein phosphorylation
Cellular component (GO): cytoplasm; nucleus
Molecular function (GO): JUN kinase activity; ATP binding
Source: RefSeq, a predicted model, not a curated record